UCGGGUCGAUUCAUCGGUCCAGGCGUUGUUACUGGCGAUGGGUUUGAUUGGCCGCCCGGCAAGCGCUCAGCUGCGAGUCUGCCCCGCCUUCAACCUUGCGAGACGCCUCGACGUCGCCAUCAACUUAUUUCUUGACAAAGCAAUCCUUUGCUGACCUGCUGGAAAGCGCGUACACUCUUCUCUCGCGUUUCACCGUCUUCGACUAGCAAUGGAUGCGGCUGCCAGCGUUCUUGCGAUACUAAACGCCGUCGUGUCACUUGUUCGAUAUUUCGAUGCUGUCAGGACUGCAAAGCCCGACAUCGAGCGUUUGCAACGCGAGCUCCGCAACCUGAAGCCACUCAUCGAGAGGGCUUGCCAACUCCUUGAAGAACAUGGCGCAAAGCUCCAGACCGCGCGCGAUCUCCGCGAUGGACUCGAAGGGUGCCGUUCGCAGCUCACAGAACUGAAGACGAAGCUGGAGGAAGGGCCGGGUGCCGGCGAUCCGGGGAAACUGAAGGUCAAGCUUGGCCUCGCCUCUCUGAGGUGGCCAUUCGAGAGAAAAUGUGUCGACGCCAUCCUGCAGACCCUCAGACAUUACCGAGACAUGCUCUCCGCAGGUCUCAACAUCGAUCAGAUGUAUGUUGUAACGCUGCCAGGGUGCGUAAAUGCUGACAAUCUAGGGCACUCCACCUGGAUCACUUCGAACGGAUCGACGAUGAAGAGCGGCUCAAGGUUCUCGAAUGGAUCUCACCCAUCCAACACCGGAAACACCACAACACUGUCAGAGAGGCUCGUACUUUGGAUACAUGUGAAUGGUUGCUGCAUCGAGACAAGUUCAAUGAAUGGAAGAACAGCAGCUCGUCAGUUAUCCUGUGGCUUCAGGGUUCUCGUUAGUAUUCCGGUGUCUCCGAGUCUAGACCCUGAGGCUUACCUCCCCAGCUGGCGCUGGUAAGACGUUCCUUACGUCAAAGGUCAUCGACAGUAUCGACGACAAAUUAGACUCCGAGGGCUUUGCGUUCUUCUACUGUAGCCGGA
This is a messenger RNA of Lasiosphaeria miniovina, 1014 nucleotides long. RefSeq lists its product as uncharacterized. The transcript has a single exon. The record is from RefSeq and is a predicted model, not a curated record. NCBI's taxonomy places the organism in Eukaryota, Fungi, Ascomycota, Sordariomycetes, Sordariales, Lasiosphaeriaceae. Bases 209 to 931 code for a protein of 240 amino acids.